AUCACGAUAAGUUGGCAGCACCUCGCACAAAAUGUAAACAGGAAAAAAAUCGAGAAAAAUACAAACAAUACAGACAAAAGUAAGAAGCGCGUGAAGAAACAGAUAAAAAAAUUUAUGUGUGCAUACGCGAAAGCUACGCAAUAAAUUUGUAAAUAGAAACAUACGCACGCACGCACGCAUAGACAAGCGGCCAUGUCCAAUGACCGUGUGGACACAGGCAAAGAAGUGCCAGUGCCAGCGGCAGUAGCGAUCGAACAAGAAUCAGAGCUGCCCAGUAUAAUGUCCAUGCCCACGAUGCCCGUAUCGAAGGGCAUUAUGAUUACACCACCGCCACCAGUGAUGCCACCAACGCCGACAUCGUCGCCCAACACACACGGCGAGUGGCCCAAUCUGAAUCCAAAUGCGAACACAUUCCAGCUGAGCAGAGGUAGCAGAGGUGGUGGUGGAGUAGGAGGAGGAGGAGGAGGGGGAGGGGUCGCUGCAGGAGGGGAACGAGAACAUUUUGCGCUACCCCAUUUACCGCCAUUGCCACUGAACGUUGACUAUCUGCCGAGUUUGAUACAUCCGAGCACACUGCCAUCGAGCAGCAAGAGCUUUAAGAUGCGUCCGCGCAUGAAGCGAUUAAUGUACUGCAGCUACAACAACAUAUUGACCGAGUCAAAUAAUCGCAAACUGCGCACCGCCGCCUCCACCUGCAAUAUUGAGCUGCUCAAUCGGAUUCUGGAGUCGGGCGGCAAUCCAAAUGCCGCAGAUGAAUUAAAUCGUAGUCCACUGCAUUUGGCUGCCUGCCGGGGCUAUAUACCCAUUGUGCAACAGCUGUUGAAGUAUGGAGCUAAUCCGAAUGUGGUCGACUCAUUGGGCAAUACACCGCUCCACCUGGCCGUUAUUUCGGCCAGCUCAAAUAACUUCAAUGUGGUUGUGCGUAUCCUGCUGCAGGGUGGCGCCAGCGUUCACAUGUAUGAUCGAAGCGGUAAAUCGCCGCUGGACCUGGCGGAGGCUAAAUUGCGGCUGCUGCGCAAUCGCUACGAUCAUCCCACACCGGAGACAGCAACGAUCCUGGAAGAUAUGUGCAUGUUGACCACGCUUAUAUUGCGCUACAUGGUCAAGCAGCAGCAGGAGCUGGAGGAUCUGUCGGCACUCGAGAAGCGCCUACAAAAUCUGAGCACCAGCGAUGACCAGGAGCAGGUCGUAUCACAGACAGCGGACGAGCUGCUCGCGAGUGUCGAACGUCUGUCCAUUAACAACAAAUAGAAGAAAAAAAAACCAGGCUCAAAUUGCAAUGGUUUAUUUUACGUUUCCUAAUUUGGCUGCCGUUGAGUUGGAGUUGGAUUUGUUUGACUAAACUCUGGAUGCGCACUGGAGCUGGA
Messenger RNA from Drosophila navojoa, 1367 nucleotides. RefSeq lists its product as uncharacterized. Gene Ontology annotation, molecular function: protein binding. The record is from RefSeq and is a predicted model, not a curated record. Lineage: Eukaryota; Metazoa; Arthropoda; Insecta; Diptera; Drosophilidae.